Amaranthus tricolor (Joseph's coat) is the source of this 5023-nucleotide messenger RNA. Its product is annotated as UBP1-associated protein 2A. NCBI's taxonomy places the organism in Eukaryota, Viridiplantae, Streptophyta, Magnoliopsida, Caryophyllales, Amaranthaceae. The transcript has 2 exons. Gene Ontology annotation, molecular function: RNA binding. The coding region runs from base 334 to 1737 and encodes 467 amino acids. The record is from RefSeq and is a predicted model, not a curated record.
UUGUGAGAGACGAUCUCUUUGAGAGAACAUUUUUAAUUGGGCUAACCCAUUACAUAUUUUUUAAAAUAUUGCAAAUAGACAUUAAAAAUGAUAUAAGUAGAUAUUUAAAAUAUUAAAAAUAAGUAUUAACGUUAAUCUUACCCGGCAGUACAAAAAAAGCCCAACGUGCUACAUCGCUUACUGUCCCCAAAAAAUCCAGACUUUACACUUUUUUCCUCUGAAACCCUAAAUCCCCGAGUCUCUUUCCUCAACCACUCAUUCGCAGUUCAAUUUCAUUCGAAACCCUAAAUCCCUAAAUCUCUUCCGUAAACCCUAAAUCUUCAAUCCUUUUGAAUGGCUAAGAAGCGAAAACUUACUACCCCUAAAGCCGCAGAAACAACAACCUCCACACAGAAGAAAAAGGUUCAGAAAACGUUAGAAGAAGAUGUCAAAGAACCGCAGGACUUACAACAAGAACAGCAAGAACAAGAGCAAGAAAAUCAGUCAACUGAAGUCGAGGUAGAAGAGGAAGAAGAAGAGGAAUUCGAAGAGGAAGAGGUGGAUGAAGAAGAGGAAGAAGAGGAAGAGGAAGAAGAAGAGGCAGACGAUGAACCGAUCUCGAAGCUUCUAGAACCAUUUACGAAGGACCAGCUUGUUAUGAUACUUCGCGAAGCAGCAGAAUCGCAUCCGGAUGUUGCUUCACGUAUACGCAAAGUCGCUGACGAAGAUACUGUUCAUCGCAAGAUCUUUGUUCAUGGAUUAGGUUGGGAUUCAACGGCGGAUUCGCUUCGAACAGCUUUUUCUCAGUACGGUGAGAUUGAAGAUUGUAAAACUGUGACUGAUAAGAUAUCGGGGAAGUCAAAGGGGUACGGCUUUAUACUUUUCAAGUCGAGGUUAGGAGCCCGAAAAGCUCUGCAGAAUCCACAGAAGAAGAUUGGGGGGAGAAUGACUUCUUGUCAAUUGGCUGCUGUAGGGCCGGUAUCAACGUCGUCAACUUCGAUUGGGGUGGUGAAACCUGAGGUUCCUGUUUCUGAGUAUACUCAGAGGAAGAUAUAUGUGAGUAAUGUAAGUGCGGACAUUGAUCCUCAGAAAUUGACUGCUUAUUUUGGAAAAUUUGGAGAGAUUGAGGAAGGACCAUUAGGGUUAGAUAAGCAAACUGGGAAGCCGAAAGGGUUUUGUUUGUUUGUUUAUAAGAGUGUUGAAAGUGCAAAGAAGGCAUUGGAGGAGCCUCAUAAGACUUUUGAUGGACAUGUUUUACACUGUCAGAAGGCUGUAGAUGGGCCGAAGCAUGGGAAACAGCAAAUGGGUCAAGGUAGAGGGCAGCAUUAUGGAAGGAGAGUGGAUAAUCCGAAUUUUUCCGGGCCAAUUGGUGGUGGUCCUGCUACUGGAGCUGGAUUAAUGGGCCAGAGUGUUGGUGGUGUUGGAUUUAAUCAAGGGGCUGUGGCAACUGCGGGUGCCCCAGGGUUGAAUCCGGCUUUGGGACAAGCGUUGACUGCGCUCCUUGCCAGCCAAGGAGCGGGGUUGGGGUUGAAUAACUUGUUAGGUACACUUGGAGGUGGAAUUAAUCCGGGUCCUGGAGGUGCGGGUCAUGGUGCGUAUGGAGGGCAGAAUGUUGGGAUGAAUCCUACAGUUUUAGGAGGCUAUGGGACUCAAGGUGGGUUACAGAGUGCGUAUCCGAAUCAGCAGAUGGGGCAAGGUGCAACUGGGAGGUCACAGCAUGGACAUCUGAGCGGUGCUGCACCUUAUGGUGGUCAUUGAGUGUGUCUUUGGCAGGAAGAUCACUAGUAGCUGUAUCAGUGUUUUAGUACUCGCGUGGUGAUUCUUCCCAAGUUUGAGGAGGCAAACAAGAUCUUUAUAAGAUAUUUACUAACAAGUUUUUGUUUUUCCUCCAGAAAGACUUGUCUUUAAACUAUCAAAUAGUAUUGCAAUUUUUAAUUUCUUUUUUUCUAUUUACGUUGUGCUUCUUUUCAAACAAUGUAAUAUUUUGAGGAUUAUGCUGUCUUUAAAGCUGGAGGGAUGAAACUUAGUACUUUUUACUAUUUCUGAUGUUUGUGAUACUUUUAAACGAUCCUGGAUGUUUUACUAAGGAUGCUAUUUUUAUCUUUAUCUUCGUAUUAACUAUUGUUUUACAAGUGCUAAUUAGUUUUUUGGAUCUUUCUGACUUUUGCUUGUCUUCACAAAUUAUUUAGUCUCCAUCUCAUUGAACCUUGUCACUUGUCUUGUAUUGAGUGCAGGCAUAUGGUGCAGAUUGCUAUUUAAACUGUGGUUGGUUUUUAUUUUCCCUUUUAUUAUGAGUUUUUAUAAUGCUAUAUUCUUUUGAGAUCAAAAAUCCGUCAAAACAAUUUUGAAGAUUAUCUAUGUGAUUUUAAGUAUAAAUUUUGAGUGUAUUUCUUGAUCCAAACUUUUUGAAGCUUUAAUUUUCUUGUUAUACUUUCUUCUCUUCCCUAUUCUGUCCUUUCUUUCCAUUAAAAACUCAGUCUGUGACUCUGACCACCAGUUCUUUUAGCCUAGUAGAAAAUGCGUGGCUCAGAUCUAAGCACCCUCUGUCAUUUGCUAUGUUGUGCUUUCUUAAUACAUGUUAAUGAUUGUUUUCAUGUUUUGUUCCAUUUGUUUGGAGUGCAUAACCGUUGUGGGCAUUAUGCUGUGAGCCUUGGCUUCUUCCAAGUCUACUGAUCUUUUAUAGUCCAAGUUUUGAAUGGCUGGUGUACUCAUACAGCAUACUGAUGCUUUUGUACUCCAUUACACCUAUUUAGCAGCAUACCAUUUUAUAGUUUUCCUUUUUACUGUGCUGCUGAAAUUCUUUACAGCUUCCUCUCUUGUAGACAGUUAUAAUAUUAGUUUACUUCUUUUUAAUAAUGUAUUCAGGAAAACACGAAAUUACUUUAGUGGUCACCUUUGUUUUUUAUUUUUGCUGAAACCACAAUCCUUUUAUCUCUGCCCCUCUUGUUGGAGCAUUAUUUAAGGCGGUAUGGUGAUAUAGCCAUUUGAUAUCUUUUAGAAGUUAGAUAGGUGUUCUUUAAGACAAUUUUUGAGUCGGGGUGAUGAUAUGUUGAUGCUAUUAGAAGGUUUGCCUGAAGUUAACAUACAUUUCCUCUCUUUUCUAAAUCUAAUGCAUUACUUGAGACUUGAGAGAGAGAAAGACUAAUUAGUGCUUUUCUCUGUUAGAGUUGUAACUUGUAACUUUGUAAGUCUGUUGUGACUAGAUGGGAAUAGUGUUUUUCUCUUUUAGUUGCAGUUCAGUUCUAUUCACUUUAGUUUCACAUCGGUUGUUAGUCUUAGAAACAGGCCCUAUUCUAUUCACUUUAGUUUCACAUCAGUUGUUAGUCUUAGAAACAGGCCCUAUAUAACCUUUCGUACUAAUUAGCUGAUGAAGAUUAAACCCUUCGGUUUACUCAGAUGUUGGCUUGUUGCAAUGUGGUGUGGAUGUAUUUAUGCUACAAAAUGAUCUCAUAUACCGAAGCGAGUAAAUUGUGGACUACAUGGGAAAGCCUUCCUUUUGGUUCGCAUUUCACUUUUUGGUUCGCAUUAACCCUGUAGUUUACGCAUUUACUCAGUUGUCGCAAAAUGACUUACAUAUGGACUUUUGUUAAGUUGCGAAAAGCCCACACAUUCAGGAGAAAUGGUGUUACUACAACAUAACAGAAGUACGACAAUAAGAACUGAGUUCUGUUGAAAAUAGCAGCAUUUUCCCUUAAAUUAGUUAUUGAGUGCUCUCUAUAUGAGCUUUCAUUAGUACAAGCUUUUCGAGUGCUUUAGUUAUCUGUACUAUUUACUAGUCACUUUGUUUUUCUAGCUCAUAGUACGGUUUUGAUUUUUACUUAUGAGCAGAAGGGAAAUCAAGGUGCAAAACUGAAAAGUGCCUUCCGAGGUGCGAUCUUGGCUGCACAGUCCACUAAUCCAUUUGUUGUCUGGCCUCGUACUAGUGACCCUGCUAUUUGUGUGGCUGAAUGCAAACGCAUUUUUGUACGUAAUUACAUGUGAAUUUGUGAUGAAACCUUGUUGGUAAACUGCUACUUGUUAUGCAUGCUUCUUAUCUGUUGACUGACGAGUUUUAGACAUGUUUGCUGUAGAAUUCUGUUUACCAAAACAUCCUCGGUGGAUAUACUUGCAAUCCAGUUAGUAAGUAAUGUCAAGUUUCAGGUCAUAAUCCGUGGCUGUCCAGUGUCAUAGAAACUUCGAGAAAAUAGAUUUUUGCUGUUCUCUGUAGCCAAGGUGGAUUGACGGUUGUUGUUGGUUGUCGGUUCAUAAUGCUCUUUGGAAGCAUUUGAGGGUGGACUCAAGCCACACACUAGAUUUGCAUCACAUUGUCUUGGUCUUUGGUUGCUGUGUAUGAUAGUAUAUUGUUGUAGUGCGGAUUGUGCGCAAGUUUAUGGAUUGAAUGUGUAUUGUGCUGCUUAAACCAUUUGUUAGUGAUAUACUUUGUUUUUCUGAAAGGUUAUAUGUGCAUUCUUGAAGAGUUCUCGUCCCUUCAUUUUGUUGAAGGUGGAGGAUCAACCAGAUGGCUGUUCUUGCAACUACAUGCCUGUGACGCCAGCAAGUGUAGCCAUAAGGGAUAGCCAUGCGUCGGGUCUGAACAGAAAUGCAGAACUUUGUGCAGAUCUAGACUUGCACUUAUGGGGUCUGAAAAUUUUGGACAUAUUUUGGACAUGGACACAACCCUAUAGGUCUCGACUCUUGAUGAGUCUAAAAUCAAAAUGGGUUUUAAUCUCAAAUUUUCUAAGACUAUAAAUUAAUAUUGGUCUAAAAUGGUUCCAAAUAAAAAUUAAAAUUGGUCUAAAUUGAUUGUGAGUUGGAUCAUAAGUAAAGUCAUAGUUUGGAGUAGGUCACAUUGGGUCCAAAAAGUUUGUUAUCUUUAAAUAAGUUUCAAUAAGAUGGUAUUAAGUUUGUGAGUAGGUCCAAAGAUAAUCAAGUCGAGCUAAUGAUCAUUAAAUUCCAUCGUUGAAUUUUGUUAAUAUGGUCACUAUAGUUGUGUUUUUUGAUGUAUUGUGGUUGUAAUUUGUAAAAAUUAAACUUUACAAUCAUGAAUAAUAAAUGAGUUAAACUA